Molecule: messenger RNA, 1905 nt
Organism: Ochotona curzoniae (black-lipped pika)
Lineage: Eukaryota; Metazoa; Chordata; Mammalia; Lagomorpha; Ochotonidae
Gene: HDAC3
Product: histone deacetylase 3
Exons: 15
Coding region: 73-1359 (428 amino acids)
Molecular function (GO): histone deacetylase activity
Source: RefSeq, a predicted model, not a curated record
CGUGCUUACGCAGCACGCACGGCCGGGGGUGGGGCUGGCGGCGGAGGCGCGGGGCCUGCUCCGGCCGGCACCAUGGCCAAGACCGUGGCCUAUUUCUACGACCCCGACGUGGGCAACUUCCACUACGGGGCUGGGCACCCUAUGAAACCUCAUCGCCUGGCGUUGACCCAUAGCCUGGUCCUGCACUACGGCCUGUAUAAGAAGAUGAUCGUCUUCAAGCCAUAUCAGGCCUCUCAGCAUGACAUGUGCCGCUUCCACUCUGAGGACUACAUUGACUUCCUGCAGCGCGUCAGCCCCACCAACAUGCAAGGCUUCACCAAGAGCCUCAAUGCCUUCAAUGUGGGCGAUGACUGCCCAGUGUUCCCCGGGCUCUUCGAGUUCUGUUCCCGCUACACAGGUGCGUCUCUGCAAGGAGCAACACAGCUGAACAACAAGAUCUGUGAUAUUGCCAUUAACUGGGCUGGUGGUCUGCAUCAUGCCAAGAAAUUUGAGGCAUCUGGCUUCUGCUACGUCAAUGACAUUGUAAUUGGCAUCUUGGAACUGCUCAAGUACCACCCCCGCGUGCUCUACAUUGACAUCGACAUCCACCAUGGUGACGGUGUUCAGGAGGCCUUCUACCUCACCGACCGGGUCAUGACAGUGUCCUUCCACAAAUACGGAAAUUACUUCUUCCCUGGCACAGGUGACAUGUAUGAAGUAGGAGCAGAGAGUGGCCGCUACUACUGUCUGAAUGUGCCCCUGCGAGAUGGCAUUGAUGAUCAGAGUUACAAGCACCUUUUCCAACCAGUUAUCAACCAGGUGGUGGACUUCUACCAGCCCACAUGCAUUGUGCUCCAGUGUGGAGCCGACUCCCUGGGCUGUGACCGACUAGGCUGCUUCAACCUGAGCAUCCGGGGACAUGGAGAAUGUGUGGAAUAUGUCAAGAGCUUCAACAUCCCUCUACUGGUGCUAGGUGGAGGUGGCUAUACCGUCCGAAACGUGGCCCGCUGCUGGACAUACGAGACGUCGCUGCUGGUGGAAGAGGCCAUUAGUGAGGAGCUCCCCUAUAGUGAAUACUUCGAGUACUUUGCCCCGGACUUCACGCUGCAUCCAGAUGUCAGCACGCGCAUCGAGAAUCAGAACUCCCGGCAGUAUCUGGAUCAGAUCCGCCAAACCAUCUUUGAAAACCUGAAGAUGCUGAACCACGCGCCCAGUGUCCAGAUUCAUGAUGUACCUGCGGAUCUCCUGACCUAUGACAGGACGGACGAGGCAGAUGCUGAGGAGCGGGGACCUGAAGAGAACUACAGCAGGCCAGAGGCACCCAAUGAGUUCUACGAUGGAGACCAUGACAAUGACAAGGAAAGUGAUGUGGAGAUUUGAGAGCAGUUUGAGAUGCUGUGUUGAGAAACUCCUUUUCACUCUUGGUUCGAUGGGAGGGCAAGAGUGUGAGUCCCCUGGUGUUUUGACUGGCCGCUCCCAGGACAUUUGGGAACUCUGGAGAAGGGUUUGGAGACCACAGCUGGGUUUAGAACCAUCUAUCCCCUUCUAUUCUCUCUCCCACAACCUAAUGAUGGUACCUAUUAGGAGUGAGACAGGGACAGAAAUGUCUGGAACAUUUGGGCAGUGAGCCCUAGAGGCCAGUGCACAGCCCUUCUGGCCCCUUAACUUCCUCCCUGCUUCCCACCAGCCCGGAUAUUCUAGGGAUGAAAAGGUUUGGGACAUAGGUUGCCUCUGAUUUCUUCCUCUACCACAGGCCUGGACUACAAGGCAAGUGGUGGGGGCGCUGGGCUGGCCCAUAACAGCACAACCCCAGAUUACCAGGUUUGUGUUGAGUAGGGGGAGGAUAUGAAAAUGUCCUCACUUUUGGCUUUAUGUCCAUUUUACCACUGUUUUUAUCCAAUAAACCAAGUUGGUAUUUUUUCUACA